Molecule: messenger RNA, 459 nt
Organism: Symbiodinium necroappetens
Lineage: Eukaryota; Dinophyceae; Suessiales; Symbiodiniaceae
Source: the annotation of a GenBank genome assembly
AUGGCGCCUGCGAUAGGAGAGGAUGCCAAGUUGGCCACUUCCACGCUCUACGACGAGAAUGUUCACUUUGGCACGCAUCUGGAGGUUUGGGGAAGCUGGUAUGACACGGAGAAGCAGUGUUGGGGCUAUGCCUGUUGCAAGGGGACGCGGCCGCGACAGAGACGCUGCCCAAAGACAGCGCCACUUGCGGAGGGCGAAGCCGAGGAGGAGGAGGACUUGGAGGUCAAGGUGAGCCGCCGCGUCGCAGAGCUGCUUGAGAAGAAUCCUGGCUUCUGUGGCGAUGUGCCCACUCCAGACCAGGAGCGAAACUGGUCAGAUGCAGAGCUGCGGAACUACAUUCACAGCAACGGCCUAAUUCGGCCAGCCAGGACAAAGGGCGAGCAAAGGCCUGCGCCCACCGCUGCCGACUGGAAGGUUUUGGAGCUGGAGCCUGGUGCAGACCCUUCCCAGCUCAAGAAG